Messenger RNA from Aspergillus sclerotioniger CBS 115572, 3363 nucleotides. RefSeq lists its product as uncharacterized. Gene Ontology annotation, molecular function: ATP-dependent chromatin remodeler activity; ATP binding; chromatin binding. The record is from RefSeq and is a predicted model, not a curated record. The coding region runs from base 1 to 3363 and encodes 1120 amino acids. Gene Ontology annotation, cellular component: nucleus. NCBI's taxonomy places the organism in Eukaryota, Fungi, Ascomycota, Eurotiomycetes, Eurotiales, Aspergillaceae. The transcript has a single exon.
AUGGAGGAGUCUGUUCCCGAUACCCCCGUGGGCGACAAGAAAGUCGUUCACAGUACGCCGACCAAGGACGAUGCAGAAUAUGAGACGGUUGCCACCGUCCCUGUCUCCCAUUUCCAGCCACUUGCAACCCAAUCCUUGACCCCUGCCACCCAGCGCUACACGCAACCUACUCAACUCGUUGAAGUUCCUUACUCCGCAAAAAGCAAUUCUGUCGUCCAGGUCGCUGCAUCCUCGCCCCCAGGCCCGAAUUCCUCCCCCUCUCGUCCGACUCCGAACGGCGGCCGUCUCUCCAGUGUAAUGGCCCCUGCUGGAACCAGCUUCCGUCCUCCUGUGACUGCCGGCCCGGCCAAGCGUGCGCCUGUAAUAGACCUGGAAGACGGUCCAACCUAUCGCGGGGGCUCGUCGGACGACGACGGCCAAACCACAAGGAGCACCGACAUUAAACCCGCCAUGUUCGCUAAAUCAUCGGACAAGGUGGCGGACUCGCCUUUGGAUCGGUUCAAAGAGAUAACCACCUCCGCGGUCUAUAAUCCAUCUAGUGCGAAGCGCCCGGCAGCUCAAAUGGAUCCCACGCCGCGAGGCAUGGCCGUGAAAAAGGUCCGACAGGAGGGCCCCUCGCGUGCUCAGCCAGUCGAUUUCAGUCUUUCGUCAUUGCAGGAUAUUGAUGACUACCAGUCCCGGGUCAAGGUGGAGAGGAUGAUGAAGGUCAUGCCGCACAAGUCUGUCCACGCCUGCAUACAGGCGCUCGUCUUGAAGCGUGGAAACUACGAGGAUGCUCUGGAACAUCUGGCGAAGUCAGAGAAAGCCGAAUCUUCAGAGGACGAGCUGACGAUGGAUAAGCGGGCAUCACCCGUUGCGCCAGCGAAGCAACAGAUCAAGGCGCGGGGAACCAUCCAAGACAAGUGGUCCGCCAUGAACUUGCAGAGGACUCUAUCGGCUCAGAAGCCGCCAUCACAACCGUCGCAAAUAUCGCAGGAUGACGCCAAACCGCGGAGACGUCUGAUGAGAGGGCCCAAGUCUCGGGCGUCCUCCCCUAGCCCGGUUCGCUCUCAACCCCGUGCCGAGACACCCCCUAAGAAAACUGGUCGUCUGGUCCAGGGACGGAAGCCCGUGUCGCCUCAACGCUCGGAGUCUCCCGAAGCCAUGAUAAUCUCAGAUGAUUCCGAUUCCGGCAUCGAAGAGGUACAAGGAGAUGGCCAGCUGGAGACGAAAGUCUUGAAUUUCUUCAACAAAUGCAGCGUUCUCGAGCUUGCUGAUAUCGCCGCAAUCACCGAGGACGUCGCAAAACAUGUCAUAUCGUUCCGACCGUUCAGAUCACUGGACAAGGUCCGCGCUGUUCCUGCCCCCACAAAGGAAGAGACGAAGCCGAAGGGUAGCCGGGGUCGUAAAACGCCCAAGCCAAUUGGCGAUAAGAUUGUCGACAAAUGCCUUGAUAUGUGGGUUGGUUAUGAAGCGGUGGAUUCUCUGGUUGCCCGAUGUGAGGCGCUCGGAAGACCGGUCGCGGCAGAGAUGAAGAAAUGGGGCGUGGAUGUGUUUGGAAAGAAAGAGGGAGAAUUGGAGCUGGUAUCCAUCAAUCCUAGAGACGCUCAGUCUCAGUCCCAUGAUUCCGGCAUAGGGACUCCUGCUAGCCAGCGCUCCGAGGAUGACAGCGAUGGUCCUGCGCCUGGUCCGCGUAAGGCCCGCUUCAUCUCUCAGCCCGGCAUCAUGCGUGAGGAUUUGAAGAUGAAGGAUUACCAGAUAGUGGGCAUCAAUUGGCUGUCCCUUCUCUUUGAGAAAGAUCUGAGCUGUAUCUUGGCCGACGACAUGGGACUUGGAAAGACCUGUCAAGUGAUUGCCUUUUUGGCGCAUUUGUUUGAGAAGGGGAUUAAAGGGCCACAUCUCGUCGUGGUGCCCUCGUCGACGAUUGAGAACUGGCUCCGAGAGUUUCAAAAGUUCUGUCCCACCCUCUCUGUCAUGCCUUACUAUGCUGGUCAGGCAGAGCGGGCUGUGAUUCGAGAGACGAUCGAAGACAACCGGGAUAGCAUCAACGUCAUUAUCACCACCUAUACGAUCGCCAAGGGCAAGGUUGACGCUCAUUUCCUCCGCCACAUGGACUUUUGCGCUUGCGUCUACGAUGAGGGCCACAUGCUGAAGAGCAGCACCUCAGUCCUCUACGAAAAGCUCAUCCGCAUUCCGGCUCGCUUCAGGCUCCUCUUGACGGGUACGCCGCUGCAGAACAACCUUCAGGAACUCGCAUCAUUGCUAGGCUUCAUCCUGCCGAAAGUGUUCCAGGAACGCAAAGAUGAGCUGCAGUACAUCUUCGCGAAUAAAGCGAAGACAGUGGACGAAUCGCAUUCGGCUCUUCUUUCUGCGCAACGAAUUGAACGAGCAAAGUCCAUGUUGAAACCUUUUGUAUUGCGACGUAAGAAGCACCAGGUUAUUGAUUUGCCUGCGAAGAUCUCCCAUGUCGAAUACUGCGAGAUGAACGUUGCGCAACGAGAGAUCUACGACCAUGAGCAGGAGGAGGUGCGCAAGCUGUUGGCCGACCGCGCAGCCGGGAAAAAGACGGGCAACAAGUCCGCCAACAUCCUCAUGAAGCUCCGACAAGCAGCCAUCCACCCCUUGUUAUACAGACGCCACUAUGAUAACGCCACUCUGAGCCGUAUGGCCAAGGCUUGUCUGAAGGAAGAACAAUGGUCUCAGUCGAACCCUGAUAUCAUCUACGAGGAACUCCAGGCAUACAACGACUUCGAAUGCCACACCAUGUGUGUAACACAUCCCCAUUCACUGGGCAAAUUCGGUCUCAAGAACCACGAGUGGAUGGAUUCGGGCAAGGUGGACAAACUUUGCGAACUACUUAAGCGGUUCGAAGAGAAUGGUGACCGUGCCUUGGUCUUUUCUCAAUUCACGUUAGUCAUGGAUAUUCUCGAGAAUGUCCUCGAACACCAACAUAUCGGUUUCGUCCGACUGGAUGGAAGAACAAACGUUGAAGACCGCCAGUCCAUCUUGGACGCAUUUCACGAGCGAACUGAAAUCCCGGUCUUCCUCCUUUCCACCAAAGCCGGCGGUGCAGGAAUCAACCUGGCUUGUGCCAACAAAGUCAUCAUCUUCGACUCCAGCUUCAACCCCCAGGAGGACGUCCAGGCCGAGAACCGUGCCCACCGUGUCGGCCAGACCCGCGAAGUGGAAGUAAUCCGUCUCGUGACCAAGGACACCAUCGAGGAGCAAAUCUACGCCCUCGGACAGACCAAGCUCGCGCUCGACCAAGCCGUCGCCGGCGAGGACGCCGCGGAGUCCAAGAAGGCCGAAGACGCGGGCAUGAAAGUGGUCGAGGACAUGGUUCUUGCCGAUAUGAAGGAUCACGACAACCCCAAUGACUCCUAA